Messenger RNA from Racocetra persica, 228 nucleotides. The record is from the annotation of a GenBank genome assembly. Lineage: Eukaryota; Fungi; Glomeromycota; Glomeromycetes; Diversisporales; Gigasporaceae.
AUGUACUUUUCUAUAUUUGCUAUCAUAUUUGGUAUUAGCUUUCGAAAUCGCAAAGCCAUAUCACAUAUCAUUGGAACAAGUAACAUUAAGUUUCUAGAGGCACUUGGCCCAUUGAAAAUAAGUAUUGCAAUUCCAGCAAUCAAUUCUGAAAAAUCUGUUAGGUUAUUUGAUUCAGUCAAUUCUGAAGAAUCUGUUGGGUUAUUUGAUUUAAUCAAUUUCGAAGAAUCU